Molecule: messenger RNA, 7400 nt
Organism: Pipra filicauda (Wire-tailed manakin)
Lineage: Eukaryota; Metazoa; Chordata; Aves; Passeriformes; Pipridae
Gene: TIAM1
Product: TIAM Rac1 associated GEF 1
Exons: 29
Coding region: 680-5458 (1592 amino acids)
Biological process (GO): positive regulation of axonogenesis; activation of GTPase activity; small GTPase-mediated signal transduction
Cellular component (GO): cytosol; plasma membrane; synapse
Molecular function (GO): guanyl-nucleotide exchange factor activity; protein binding
Source: RefSeq, a predicted model, not a curated record
AACCCAGGGAAGCUGCUGCUCUGUGGUGUCAGCCCUGUGUUUGCUCUCUGUGCAGUGCAGCUCCCCGGGGAGGCUCCUCGUGUGUUCCACGGCCGCCCCAGGACUCCUCUCCAGACCCUUCUGCUGAGGAGAAACCAACUGGAGGAACUGUGAAGGCUGAAGUCUGUUGUCGAUGGGACUGCACAGAGGGAAAACUCAGACCUUCUGCUUUCCAGGGAUCCCUCUGCAGACUGUGCUGUCAAACUCUCCUUCCGGAGCUGCUGCGUUCACCUAGAAGCUGUCAGACCUUUGGAAAACAAGAGACCUUGCCAAGGAGGUGGGUGUGUUGCUGAGACACGGUGGUGGCUCAGUUUGCUGACAAAAGCAGGGAGCUGGCACGGAGAGUGUGGGGCACAGGAAGGGCCACGGGCAGCUGGCAGUGUCCCUGAGGAGCUGUGUGGGACAACCAAUGUUUCCCUACCGUCCUGCUUUCUGCUGUGACCCCCUCCUGUUUUUGGCUUGUAGUCAUAGACUCUGACGAGGGAGUAAUGGAGUCGCUGAGUGGCAGGUGCUGACAGCUUCUGCAGUCCCAGUAACUGCUCAUUUUGGUGUCAUUUGCAAUUCUGUACCUCUAAAUGCCACAGCUCUCUGGGGGAAGGUUGCGCUGGAUACCGGUACUGCCUCGGAAGACUGUGACGCCAUGGGGAACGCGGAGAGCCAGAGCGUGGAGCACGCCUUCUACGGGGACAAGCACACCAGCCUGGGCCGCAAGCACACCUCCCGCUCCCUGCGCCUCUCCAACAAAGCCUCCCGCCGCUCCCGCCACGCCUCCUCCGGCAAAAUCAUCCACCGCAACUCGGAGGUGAGCACCCGCUCCAGCAGCACGCCCAGCAUCCCCCAGUCCCUGGCGGAGAACGGCCUGGAGCCCUUCGCCCCAGAGGCCAACCUGGAGGACUUUGGGAGCCCCAUGUGGGUGGACCGCGUGGACAUGGGCCUGCGGCCCGUGUCCUACCACACCGACUCGUCGGUGACGCCCAGCGUGGACAGCAGCACCGUCCUCACGGCCGCCUCCGUGCAGAGCAUGCCCGGCUCGGAGGAGAGCAGGCUCUACGGCGACGAGCCGCCCUUCCUGGCGGAGGGCGACGGCAGGGGACACCGGUACGCGGCCAACGGGACCGGCUUCAUGGACACGGCCAGCUUCAAGAAGAAGCGCUCCAAGUCUGCCGACAUCUGGCGCGAGGACAGCCUGGAGUUCUCGCUCUCCGACCUCAGCCAGGAGCACUUGACGAGCAACGAGGAGAUCCUGGGCUUGGCCGAGGAGAAGGACGCCGAGGCCGCCCCAGGCACGGAGGCCGGGGGCAGCCCCCAGCCCCUGGUCGCCUGCCAACGUGCCAACUCCAUGAGUGACUUGUAUUCCCCCAAAACCCCAGGCACUGCCAUGAACGGGGGCCCGCGGAACGCCUUCGGAGGGUACUGCCGGAACCUGGUGUCCGACAUCCCGGAUAUCGGGAGCCAUAAGAUGGCCUCGGUCACCGCCGAGGAUGCGCCUUCUUCCUACAGCAACUACAACACGCUGCCCUGCAGGAAGUCACACUGCCUCUCCGAAGGGGCCACCAACCCCCAGAUCAGCCACAGCAGCAGCAUGCAGGGCAGGAGGGCCAAAACCACUCAGGACGUCAACGCCGGCGAGGGGAGCGAGUUCACCGACAGCGGCAUCGAGGGAGCGGCCACCGACACCGACCUGCUGUCCCGGCGCUCCAAUGCCACCACCUCCAGCUACUCCCCGACAGCCAGCCGGGCCUUCAUCGGCAGCGACAGCGGGAGCAGCUCCACGGGCGAUGGGCUCCGCCAGGGCGUGUACGAGAACUUCCGCCGGGAGCUGGAGAUGAGCACGGCCAACAGCGGGGAGCUGGAGGAGGCCGGCUCUGCCCUCAGCGACGAGCAGAGCAGCGGCACCCUCAGCUCCCCCGGCCAGUCCGACAUCCUGCUCACGGCCGCCCAGGGCACCGUGAGGAAAGCGGGAGCCCUGGCCGUGAAGAACUUCCUGGUGCACAAGAAGAAUAAGAAAGUGGAGUCGGCCACGCGCAGGAAGUGGAAGCACUACUGGGUUUCCCUGAAAGGGUGCACGUUGUUCUUCUAUGAGACUGAUGGCAGGUCUGGCAUUGACCACAACAGCAUCCCAAAACACGCUGUCUGGGUGGAGAACAGCAUCGUGCAGGCUGUGCCUGAGCACCCCAAGAAGGACUUCGUCUUCUGUCUCAGCAACUCCCUUGGAGAUGCUUUCCUCUUCCAGACCUGCAGCCAGACGGAGCUGGAGAACUGGAUCACAGCGAUCCACUCGGCCUGCGCGACCGCGGUGGCGCGGCAGCACCACAAGGAGGACACCGUGAAGCUCCUCAAGACUGAGAUAAAAAAGCUGGAGCAGAAGAUCGACAUGGAUGAGAAGAUGAAGAAAAUGGGUGAAAUGCAGCUGUCCUCUGUCACAGACUCCAAGAAGAAGAAGACCAUCCUGGAUCAAAUCUUCGUUUGGGAGCAGAAUCUGGAGCAGUUCCAGAUGGACCUGUUCCGGUACCGCUGUUACCUGGCGAGUCUCCAGGGAGGGGAGCUCCCCAACCCCAAAAGGCUCCUGGCUUUCGCCAGCCGGCCCACCAAGGUCGCCAUGGGCCGCCUUGGGAUUUUCUCGGUCUCGUCCUUCCAUGCACUGGUGGCGGCUCGCACAGGGGAGUCGGGAGUGAGGAGAAGGACACAGGCCAUGUCCAGAUCUGCCAGCAAACGGAGAAGCAGGUUUUCUUCUCUUUGGGGGCUGGAUACUACCUCGAAGAAAAAGCAAGGGAGGCCAAGCAUUAAUCAGGUGUUUGGUGAAGGAGUCGACUCAGUAAAGAAAUCCCUGGAAGGGAUCUUUGACGACACAGUCCCGGAUGGCAAGAGGGAGAAAGAAGUGGCACUGAGCAGUGUCCAUCAGCACAACCCCGACUGUGACAUUUGGGUUCACGAGUACUUCACGCCCUCGUGGUUCUGCCUGCCCAACAACCAGCCUGCCCUGACCGUCAUCCGUCCUGGGGACACCACGAGGGACGUGCUGGAGAUGAUCUGCAAGACCCACCAACUGGAUGUCUCUGCUCACUACCUGCGGCUCAAAUUCCUCGUGGAGAACCAGCUCCAGUUCUAUGUACCAAAGCCAGAGGAGGAGAUCUAUGAACUGCUGUACAAAGAGAUAGAAAUCUGUCAGAAAAUCACACAGCACAUUCAGAUCGAGAAGUCUGAUGCAUCCUCCGAUAUUUAUGGUUUCUCUCUGUCCUCCGUGGAAGAAGAAGGGAUUCGUCGGCUUUAUGUGAACGGCGUCAAGGAGACAGGCCUAGCUUUCAAAAAAGGCCUGAAAGCUGGUGAUGAAAUUGUGGAGAUCAACAAGAGAGCUGCUGAGGAGCUGGACUCGGCCCUGCUGAAGGACGCCCUGGUGCAGCCUGCGCUGUGUCUCACCGUGCGCACCCACCCCGAGAUAGAGGAAGGGCAGAAGCUGCUGCAGCCGCCCCCACGUCGCCUGGAGAACCCCCCUGAGCUGGGUGACAGCACCCUGGUGUUUGCUGGGGGCAGCCAAGGGCACUCCCUUUGUGGUGACCCGGACAGCUCUGCCGACACAGCUCCAGAGGAGGCGGAAACACAGGACCUGGAGUCGUCGGACGAGGCUGAUAAGAUGAGCAAGAGCACAGAGCAGGUCGCUGCUUUCUGUCGCAGUCUGCAUGAAAUGAACCCUUCUGACUCCAGUGCUCACCCUCAGGAAUUUGCAGGACCCCAGCUGGCCACCAUGAGACAACUCACAGACGCAGACAAGCUGCGGAAGGUCAUCUGUGAGCUCCUGGAGACAGAACGCACCUAUGUCAAGGACUUAAAUUGUCUAAUGGAGAGAUACCUGAAGCCUCUACAAAAGGAAACGUUCCUCACACCGGAUGAGCUGGAUGUUCUCUUUGGGAAUCUGACUGAAAUGGUAGCAUUCCAAGUAGAGUUCUUGAAAACUUUGGAAGAUGGAGUAAGGCUGGUUCCAGACCUGGAAAAGCUUGAAAAAGUUGAGCAAUUUAAGAAAGUGUUGUUUUCCUUGGGUGGAUCCUUCCUGUACUACGCUGACCGGUUCAAGCUGUACAGUGCCUUCUGUGCCAGCCACACGAAAGUCCCCAAAGUCCUGGUGAAAGCCAAGACAGACACUGCUUUCAAGGCAUUCCUGGAUGCCCAGAACCCCCGACGGCAGCACUCCUCCACGCUGGAGUCUUACCUCAUCAAACCCAUCCAGCGGAUCCUGAAAUACCCUCUCCUGCUGAAGGAGCUCUUUGCUCUCACUGACGUGGACAGUGAAGAACAUUAUCACCUUGAUGUGGCCAUCAAAACGAUGAACAAGGUUGCCAGCCACAUUAAUGAAAUGCAGAAGAUCCAUGAGGAAUAUGGGGCAGUGUUUGACCAGCUCAUAGCAGAACAAACAGGGGAGAAAAAAGAGGUCGCUGACCUUUCCAUGGGGGAUUUGCUCCUGCAUAAUACAGUGAUAUGGCUGAAUCCUCCUGCUUCACUGGGGAAGUGGAAGAAGGAACCUGAGCUGGCAGCAUUUGUGUUCAAAACUGCCGUGGUCCUCGUAUACAAGGAUGGCUCCAAACAGAAGAAGAAACUUGGUGGAUCACAUAGAGCUUCAAUUUAUGAAGACUGGGAUCCGUUCCGAUUUCGCCACAUGAUACCUUUGGAAGCCCUGCAGGUUCGGGCCUUGGCCAGUGCAGAUGCAGAGACCAAUUCUGUGUGUGAGAUUGUCCACGUUAAAUCUGAGUCUGAGGGCAGGCCAGAAAGGACAUUUCACCUUUGCUGUAGCUCACCAGAACACAGGAAGGACUUUCUGAAGGCAGUGCACUCCAUCCUGCGGGACAAACACAGGAGACAGCUUCUUAAAACCGAAAGCUUGCCCUCCUCCCAACAAUAUGUUCCUUUUGGUGGAAAAAGAUUGUGUGCUCUAAAAGGUGCAAGGCCAGCCAUGAACAGGGCAGUGUCAGCCCCAAGCAAGUCUCUUGGGAGGAGGAGGCGGCGGCUGGCCCGAAACAGGUUUACCAUUGACUCAGACGCCGUCUACACGAGCAGCCCCGAAAAAGAACCCCAGCAGCCCACGCACGGGGGGGACACUGACCGCUGGGUCGAGGAACAGUUUGACCUCGCUCAGUACGAGGAGCAGGAGGACAUCAAGGAGACGGACAUCCUCAGCGACGACGACGAGUACUGCGAGGCCGUGCGGGGCGGCGCGGCCGAGCGGGACCUGCGGGAGCGGCUGCAGGCGGCCUCCAUCGCGGGCCAGCCCUGCCGGGGGGACGCCCACGCCGCCAGGAUGACCCAGCUCAAGAAGCAGGCGGCCCUGUCCGGCAUCAACGGCGACGUGGAGGGCGGACACGGCGAGGAGGUCAUCUGGGUCAGGCGCGAAGACUUUGUCCCCGGCAGGAAACUCAACACGGAGCUCUAAGCCCCCCUUGCCCCACCUGGAUGCGUAGGUCUCCCCGUCCACCCCUCCCUCCCUCCCUUCCCCGCUCCCACGGAGAGCUGAUCCCGAUAGAUUGCACACUUGCACACACCAUUUCGGCAGCUGAACCGGUCCGAAGCCAUGCGGCCACACUUUAGGCGACUGUAAAACGCUCAAAACCGGGAACGGGUUAAGCUUAAGGUCCUGUCUUACGUUACCAAGGGCUUUCACACUAUUUUAUUUAUUCUGAAGUAAUCAGGGGCUGAAAUUAAAAUACGGGGAGAAAACAUAAUCACUGGAAAACAAAUUACUCUGGAUGUCUUAACCUACGUGCAGCGAACUAGCUUAAAACAAGAGCACAAGGACAGAGGGGUUUAUAGCCGUAAAAGCCGUCGGUCGUAGGUUCAUCUCCUUCAUGAGCAAACUGCCUUUUUAACCUGUACAGUUGCAGUAUUCUUAUUACUUUUUCCCUCUUUAAAUGUAAGAGAAAUAUACAUGUAUUUUAGGAAUGCGUGAGGAAAGGUUUGGGAUUUAUGUUGUGUUAAGUCUUCUCGGUCUAUGGCUGGUCUAAUUUAAUGUCAAUGUUGGAAGCUCUAGUUUUACAUACUGUUAUAAAGAUGCCAAACUCUCUUGAAAGAGAUCCAAAUUUAACACUUGAAGAAAUAUUUUUUUGUAUUUUACCUGAGAUGCAGGGGCACAAAGGGAUAAAAGUCUUACGGCGUUAGCGUAGCUCCACGUCUAGGAUACAGGACUAGCUUUUUGCAGAGGGUUAGGAACGGUGGUUUUAUAUUAAAAUAUGAACUGGAAACUCUUAUUUAGGUAUAACUUUCUUGAGGAAAAGGAUUAUUGUAUAUGUUUGAGACUGGAGUUUAGUUAGAUAAUAAAAAGAAUAAUAAAUAAAAUGACAUGACUGAAUUGUGGUGGACCAAGCUGAUCCGUGGUGGGACCUCUCUGGAGCCACAGAUCCGUCUGGUCCACUCUCUCCGGCAGAGUUUGGGCGUAGGGGACAGGGAAUUCAUGGCCAAAAAACUGACCUCAUCCACUCUCCUACUGUGGGUGAAACUAGUGUAUUUUAAUUCCUUUAUAAAAGCUUUUCCACUGCAAUAGAGUACGAUCAAGCUCUACACAAGCAAACCUUUAACAUUUGAAAUCUUUUAUUUAAACAUCUAAAACAGGGUAAAAUGUGACUUAAAUCUCGUGGUUUUUAAGUAGACUUCCAAAUGCAAAACACAAAAUAGCACUUUUUUUUUUUUAAGAUUUAUAUAGCUUUUCCCACUGCAAUUUCACCUAUAGGAAAAAAAAAAAAAGGAAGAUUAUAUGAAAUUCUCUUUUGUUUUGUUUUGUUUUGAUGGUAUCUAUUGAUGUUUGACACAUUAGUAGGUACUUUGAAAACCUGAAAUUUUAUAAUAGCUUUAGGAUUAUAUUUUAUAAAAUCCACUCUGACUAUAUUUUAAAACAUAACAAAAACUAUCCCCCCAAAAUACCCAUCACUUGUCUGUGUGUCCCACUUAGCAUUCUCCCCUUGCCCCCUUCCCUUCCCUGGUUUCUGGUGCACUAUACUUGACCUUAUGAAAGCUUUCUCUAUCAACUUUUUUGCUAUCUCCUCAUUUCUUUUCCUAAAAGCUUUAGAAGAGUUUCUAUACCCUUUGUAUGAUCACAGCAUUGUUUUAUAUCAUCCACCUGUCAGUUGUGUCCCAGCGUGCUGGAGGAGCGGCGGUUUUUGCCCUGGGCUGUUCCCAGUGGAUACAGUCAGAGCUCACAUACUGGAAGGCUGGUACUGGGAAGGUACCGUGGCUCUUGUACAUAAUGUCAUGACAUGUCUAUGUCAAAGGUUCUUAUAUAUUUCUUUUAUAAGCUGAAAGAAGGUCUAUUUUUAUGUUUUUAGUUCUAUGAAUGGAACGUUGUAAAUGCCUGUCAGAAAUAAAAUACUGGAAAAAAAAAAUUA